UGCCCAAAGUUUAGUACCAACUUGGGGCGUAAAAAAAAAAUCCCGAACUGGGACUGCUGUGAUUUCACAUUCGCGGCUACGGAGUCUUUAAGUUUCGGAAACGGAUACCUAAGCAUCGUUUUUGAUAAUUCAGUAAAUAAUAGUUUACGGACAUUUUGCGCGUUGGUGAAGUUACAAGAGUCUGUAGGUAUGCGCGUAACUACAUUUAUGAGUUGGCUGCGUCCUUUCGUAAUAGCCGAAUAAAGAAGCCUGUACUUCGCAGGAUUUAUUUAACUAGGUUAACACGGACGGUAAAAGGGUAGACCUGUCGAAUGAGCAUUUAAACAAUUGAAUUGCCUUUUAAAAGGUUUUUCCUGACAAUCGGCUGCUGUGAUUUCCAAUAUCGUGGAUUGAUAUUCUUUGUUCAACAACAAAAUAGAUUAUUGUAUUUUUUGAUCCAGGUUAGCCUAGCAACAUUUUCCGUGGCAAAACUUUUUUUACAGUCUUUGGAACUAUGGAUCCGAGCCAGCACAAUCCCCCUGCCGGCCACCAAAUCGUCCAUGUUCGGGGUGAUUCCGAGACUGAUUUGGAGGCUCUUUUCAAUGCAGUAAUGAACCCGAAAAAUACGAUUUUACCCCCCUCUGUCCCCAUGAGGAUGAGGAAACUGCCGGACUCCUUCUUCAAGCCUCCAGAGCCCAAGUCUCACUCCAGACAAGCUAGUACGGAUGCAGGGACAGCAGGCACCCUCACCCCACAGCAUGUCCGGGCACACUCCUCCCCCGCCUCGCUCCAGUUGGGCACCGUAUCUCCUGGCGGUCUCAGUGGCAUGGCCCCAGCAGGGACCCCCCCACAGCAUCUUCGCCAGUCUUCCUACGAGUUCCCAGAUGACAUGCCCCUGCCCCCUGGCUGGGAGAUGGCUAAGACUGCUUCAGGACAGAGAUACUUUCUGAACCAUUUGGAUCAGACCACCACCUGGCAAGACCCCCGUAAGACCCUCUUGCAGAUGAACCCGGCCCCCCCCAGCCCCCUACCUGUGCAACAGCAACAGCAGCAGCAGCAGCAGCAGGUCAUGGCCCCAGCCACUGGUCCUCUUCCUGAGGGCUGGGAACAGGCCAUCACUCCAGAGGGCGAGAUCUACUACAUCAACCACAAGAAUAAGACCACCUCUUGGUUGGACCCCAGACUGGAUGCGCGAUAUGCUAUGAACCCGCAGCGCCUCUCCCAGGGCACCCCGGUGAAGCAGGGCGGUCCGCUGCCCACCAGCCCCCAGGGUGGCACGCUGGGAGGCAACAGUCAGAUGCGUUUGCAGCAGCUCCAGAUGGAGAAGGAGCGACUGAGGCUCAAGCACCAGGAGCUGCUGAGGCAGAGACCCCAGGAACUGGCUCUGAGAAACCAGCUUCCCGUCAGCAUGGAGCAGGAUGGACCAGGCACCCAGAACCCCAUCUCUUCCCCGGGCAUGGCUCAGGAUGCCAGGACCAUGACCACCAACAGCUCCGACCCAUUCCUCAACAGUGGGACCUACCACUCCCGUGAUGAAAGCACAGACAGUGGCCUGAGUAUGAGCAGUUACAGUGUCCCCCGCACUCCGGACGACUUCCUCAACAGUGUGGAUGAGAUGGAGACGAAUGAUUCCCUGGGCCCUGCUUCCAUGGUGACACAGCCCAACCGUUUCCCUGACUACCUGGAUGCUAUGCCUGGCACAGACGUGGAUCUGGGCACGCUGGAGGGGGAGAGCAUGGCCGUAGAAGGUGAGGAGCUCAUGCCCAGCCUGCAGGAGGCGCUCAGCUCUGACAUCCUCAACGACAUGGAGUCUGUGCUGGCCGCUACCAAGAUUGACAAAGAGAGCUUCCUCACAUGGUUAUAGAGUCACCACGGGGACAACGCCGCCGCCGCCACUCUCUCUAUCUCUCGGAACUAAUGCCGAGUCAAUUCUGUGAAGGACGUCUAAGCGGCUUUCACAACAGAACAAAAAAAAUGAGACUUCAUUCUCUGGAUAAGUUUGUUAUUUCGUCAUUCAUCACACAUGGCCAAACUUGAGAUAUUGAGUUUAUAUUCCUAUGGUCUCUCGUUUUUCUUCUUUUCUAUAUUAUUUCGUUUUGUCUGUAUCCUCAAGGCUGGCCCAUGAACAGACAAUGAAAGGAGAAAUGUCCAAAUGUGUGUUUCAGUCCCGUGGGGCGGGGGGGGGGCUCGGCUUGCCUCCUCAGACGAUAGCAGAAACACAGUCAUGCAAAACACUUCAGAAAAUACAACCUCUCUCUCACACAGACACACACACACACACACACACACACACACACAAACACAAAUAUACACAUACAAACACACAAGACAGGAUAGCUAUACUAAAUAUCCUGUACUACCCUGUACUGUCUGCCAUCUCAUCUGAGAUUUUUUUGUAUUGUUAUUUCUUGAGAAACCAAAAGAUCUUUGUUGAUGAGAGGCAGAACUUCUGAAAGUUAAGUGGAGUGAGGUUGUGGUCAUGUUUGGCCAAAUCAUUUGAAUAACUCACACGAGGCAAUGGAGGAUGCAGUCUGUUCCCCUGUUUGGCAGUGCCAGCAAGGAGUUCAAUCCAAGUCAGUUGUCUUUUACUUUUUUGUAUUUCUGAGGAGAAUUCAGUACCAGAUUGCUGCAUUACUGUGUAAAGCAUUAUAUUGUUAUAUUUGUCGUAUUGAACAUCUACCAUGCAACUCCACUCUUUUACUACUAAUCAUUAUUUUCAAUAAUCAAAUAUACUUCCUUAAAGUUUUAUUAAAAUGUAUUUUGGGAAUUAGGGAUGUUAUAUUUUGAAAUGAAGCUUAGCCUCUAUAUAUCAGUCUUAUUUAAACCUAAUUUGCUGGGUUAUCUUUUUAGUACUGCUUUUAUCAGUUAUGGGCAUUGCGUAUAGAUCGAUGAGCUUUUCCGCCUUUACCGUCAACAACAAAAUAUAGUGUUUUUUUUUUAAUGAACAUAAUUCCCGUAAAAACAAUACUAAACAGAUCAAACUGACAAGUCUGCCAUCAACUCAUUUGGAUUUGAGUAAUUGUCCUAAUAUGCUUUAAAGAAAAAAAAAAGAAGAAAAAAAACAUGCUUUUCUGCCCUCAGCCUGUUGCUAAAAUGUCAUGUUAAUUACUAAUAUACUCCUCACAUGUCUAGAAAUGUCACUAUCCAUUAAAACACUACAGGACAAACAAGACAUUGCCAGACAAUGCAGAAGAUAUUGGAGAGCUUGUCUGAUAUGACCGCCUUGCAAGAGAAGUUUUAAGAAGAAGAUGGUUCUGAUAUGUUUAUGUUGGUUAGAGGAGCACGUCAUGAUGGUUAGUGGUGUAGAGUAGCAGUUAGCUGGAACUUGACUGGCCAUUGUGUUAAAGGAUCAUAGUAUAAACCAUUAGCUAUGACUUCUGUAAGAAUUUUUUUGUCCAAGCUUCCAAAGACUGUUUUUGUUUUGUGUAGUCAUAUCCUUAUGAACACCAGUGAACAAAUUAUUUUUCAUAUUCUUCACAGAAUACAUCGUACAUAAGCUAAUGAAAUGUCUAUGGCCUGGGUACAAACAAAUGGAGAUAUUGGUGCCUCUACAGCCCUUACCUGUCUUCCUAAGGUGGCUGUAGUUGAAUGAAGUGUAGAACAAGUUAUCGAUUAAUCCAGAGAUUCAAAAUGUAGUUUACAUUUGGAGCGUGAGAACACUACAGCAUCUGAUCACUGGUGACAGUAUCACAAAUGCUUCCUAUAUUCAGAGAAUAUGAGUAUUAUGAAAUGUCUGUUUACAUAGUGAUUUUACCCUUUGCAUUUAUUAAUUAUUUGUCUCAAUUAUGUGGGUGCAUAUUUGUGAUUAUUUGAACAGACAUGCAAACCAAUUAUACAGCUGCAAGAUUUACUCAGAUUUUUAUAUUAACUCACAAAGAACAGCAGCGUCAUUGUCUUGAGGUCAAAUGUUAGUGAUCCGGGGACAAAAAUGUUUUGCUAUAGAAAUGACAUUUGCUUCCUGUUUGCAGCUAUAGCAAAAUACAUUGUUGAUGGACAUCAGUGUUGGAAAGAACAAUGUAAUGGAAAGUGAUUUUUAUAAAUCAUUGGUACAGCGAUGAUAUUUUGUGCCUACAGAAAGUUAAAGUAAGAAAAGGUAUUUGUCACUGAAACAUGAUUUCAGUUCUUAGCUAGUAUGUAACUUCCAGAAUAUAGUAAUUAUGGACUAUUUUAGUGUAUUAAUCACUCAAGGUAAACAAUUUGUAUUGUAGAUGUUCCUAAAUGCACAUAAAAUUCAUAGACAUGAUCUCUUCAUUCUUUUUUAAUAGAUAUGUGUGCAUGUAUGGUAGGACCUUAAGUUCUGUUACACUCUUUAUAUAAUACGUUUAAAAUUGGCCUGGAAUAAAAUAUAUACUUUGUGUAA
Messenger RNA from Clupea harengus (Atlantic herring), 4339 nucleotides. It is a transcript of the gene yap1, whose product is annotated as Yes1 associated transcriptional regulator. Lineage: Eukaryota; Metazoa; Chordata; Actinopteri; Clupeiformes; Clupeidae. Gene Ontology annotation, molecular function: protein binding; transcription coactivator activity. The record is from RefSeq and is a predicted model, not a curated record. Gene Ontology annotation, biological process: hippo signaling; positive regulation of transcription by RNA polymerase II. Gene Ontology annotation, cellular component: cytoplasm; nucleus.